Leptopilina boulardi is the source of this 983-nucleotide messenger RNA. RefSeq names its product elongation of very long chain fatty acids protein 4-like. The record is from RefSeq and is a predicted model, not a curated record. NCBI's taxonomy places the organism in Eukaryota, Metazoa, Arthropoda, Insecta, Hymenoptera, Figitidae. The transcript has 4 exons. Gene Ontology annotation, cellular component: endoplasmic reticulum membrane. Gene Ontology annotation, molecular function: fatty acid elongase activity. The coding region runs from base 154 to 936 and encodes 260 amino acids. Gene Ontology annotation, biological process: fatty acid elongation, monounsaturated fatty acid; fatty acid elongation, polyunsaturated fatty acid; very long-chain fatty acid biosynthetic process.
UUAAGAAGGUUUUCACAAACACCUAAGUGAUCAGUGAACAAAAGUGAAACGCGGUCUAACCGCGUUAUUUUCUAUUAUAUAAUUUUUCAAAAUUUUUCGUUUCUUUUUUUUAAUUUUAAUUGUUUUAAGUGUUAAAUAUACAUAAUAUACAAAAUGAGUUUCAUGGAUACUUUUAAUUAUUACUAUUAUGAUCAAGCAGAUACUCGGGUAAAGGGUUUGUUGUUUAUGGAUAGUCCAUGGCCAAUGAUAUUGAUAUUAUUUAGUUAUUUGUAUUUUGUAUUUCAAUGUGGUCCACGUUUUAUGAAAAAUCGACCCGCUUACGAGCUAAAGUCGUUUAUUAAGUUUUAUAAUAUUUUUCAAAUUAUUUCCAAUGCCUAUCUAGUCAAAGAAAUUCUUGCAGUUCAUCCAGAUGCAGUUGCUUUACGUUGUAUGCCAAUUGAUUAUUCAAAUAAUCCAGAUGCAGUUCGUAUGGUCAGAAUGACAUAUUUUGUAUUCUUAUUGAAAAUAGUCGAUCUCAUCGAAACAGGAAUGUUUGUAUUGAGAAAAAAAUAUAAUCAAAUAUCAUGGUUACAUCUUUAUCAUCAUUUUACAACUGCACUUGUCGCAUGGAUUUCAACGAGAUAUAUUGCUGGCGGAAUGGCUGUAUUUUAUCCUGCAAUGAAUUGUUCUGUUCAUGUUAUAAUGUAUACAUAUUAUCUUUUGAGUACCACAGAUAGUUUAAAACGAUAUGUUCUUCCCUUUAAACGUUAUGUCACAAUUAUUCAAAUGGUUCAAUUUGUUAUUUUAAUAUUCCAUGCUUUAAUAGCAACUUUCCCAUCUUGUGCUGUUCCUAAAUUACCAGCUUAUUUAAUGAUUUUAGAUGUAUUAUUUAAUUUCAAUUUGUUUUAUAAUUUCUACAAAAGAACAUAUCUAACGCCUAAGAAGAAAAAAGAAUAGACUAACAAUAUAAGUUAAAAAUUGUAAAUAUAAAUUAUUUAAAUCAA